CGUGCAAUAGCCUUGCAAAAGCGGGACGCGCAGGUUGAACAUCUCCACUCACGGGUUCUCCAGCACCGUGUCGAGGCAGCGCGUCGUUUUGAGAGAGACCAUGCGGCUACAAUCCGGGACUUUAAUUUUAAACGGGGCGAUUUGGUUUUGGUCCGGAAUACCAAGAUCGAAAAAUCCCUCAAUCGCAAAAUGCGGCCACGAUACCUCGGACCUCUCAUUACGGUGUCCCGGAACCGCGGCGGUGCUUAUAUUCUCGCUGAAUUGGAUGGUACGCUCUUCGACCGACCCUUCGCCGCAUUCCGAGUCAUUCCCUACCUGGCACGAAAAUCUAUUACCCUCCCAGCGGACUUUACCGAUGUCGGAGAAGCGCAGGUUCACAGGAUGGAAGAACAGGACGAUCAUGGCGACGAUGAA
Molecule: messenger RNA, 414 nt
Organism: Gloeophyllum trabeum ATCC 11539
Lineage: Eukaryota; Fungi; Basidiomycota; Agaricomycetes; Gloeophyllales; Gloeophyllaceae
Exons: 1
Source: RefSeq, a predicted model, not a curated record